Molecule: messenger RNA, 894 nt
Organism: Penicillium malachiteum
Lineage: Eukaryota; Fungi; Ascomycota; Eurotiomycetes; Eurotiales; Aspergillaceae
Product: fungal specific transcription factor domain-containing protein
Exons: 1
Coding region: 1-894 (297 amino acids)
Source: RefSeq, a predicted model, not a curated record
AUGGUAUCCUAUGUGUCUGGCUUUCCCGAACUUCCGGGCUUUAUUCAAGGCUUCAUACAAGAACCCGACUGUCAAAAUGAUUCUCUCUUUGACAAGCUUGGGAAGAGGAUUGAGGAUUGGCGACGCGUUUCCCUGGAGCCUCUGAACUUUUGUCACCCGCAAGAGCGGAAAGAAUCUACUCCCGAGUUUGUGCCUACUUUACUGUACCUCCGCGCAAAUCAGCUACGUGGGCUCCUACUGCGGCCAUUUUUCUGGGGGAAACCCCAUCUUCGAUCUAAUGAUGAAAAGAUCAAGCUAGGGCUCGAGCUUGCAACCGAUAGCAUAUUCAUUUUGUCAGACCUUGAUAUCAAUUCCGCUACAUACAGACGCCAAAUCGCAACCUUUCAACACUUUCUAUCGUCCUCAGUCGUCCUUUUGAUUCUGAGCAUUGUCCACGCGUUGGACGAGACUGGUUCUGAUUCCACAUUGUCACAUUCAUUAGAUGAUAUAGAGAUUCUGGUUUCCCGAGCAAUUGACCUGAUUGCUUCAUAUCGAGACCACCCUGCUUCAUCCCAUGAGCUAUCGAGGAAACUCUCGCCCAUGCUGACUAUGCUGAAGAAAUUCCGUAUUCCAGGCCGCGACCGGCUGGCCACAAUUGAUACGGAGUUUUCAAAGACUCCCCCUGAUGAUUUCAACAUUAUAGAGAAUUCCAAUUCUCUUCUGAGCCAGCCAGAAGGCAUUGUACAACCUUUACAGCAAGGAAAUGAGGCAGACGACGUGUUUUCCUUCUUUGAUAUGAAUUUCCCAACAAGUGAUCAUGAAUAUGAUCUAAAUCAGUUCGACUGGACAGGGUGUUCGUUCGACAUGAGAAGCUGGGACACAAUCACUGAGAUGUUUUUGUCAAACCUUGAAUAG